Molecule: messenger RNA, 4473 nt
Organism: Epinephelus fuscoguttatus (brown-marbled grouper)
Lineage: Eukaryota; Metazoa; Chordata; Actinopteri; Perciformes; Serranidae
Product: serine protease 23-like
Exons: 2
Coding region: 255-1664 (469 amino acids)
Biological process (GO): proteolysis
Molecular function (GO): serine-type endopeptidase activity
Source: RefSeq, a predicted model, not a curated record
AACUUCAUUCAUGCUUGCCCCCUCCUGGCUGCCUCCCCCUGUCUGCCUGUCUGCCCGUCGCUUUUUUCUGCAGCAGAGUGGGAUGUAGGUUUUUAUGAGGAUCUCUCACAGCUUCUCCUCGCUCCAGUUUUUUUUAGUGAAUGAUGGGAGCCAGUCUGCUGGAAGCCGUUUGGAUGGAGAGGAUUUUUUAUUGAUGAGAAAGAGACAUUUUGCUGCAACUUUUGGGGGUGUUUCUGUUUUAUGUUUGCAGCGGGAUGGGAGCCAGUCGCUUCCUGUGUGUGCUGCUCUGCGCAGCAACUCUGACACUUCCUGGAAUUUUUGGUAAAAAUGAGAACAGCAAGGUGUACAGGUGGACCAGGCAGAGCCUCCCGCUGCUGCUGGACACACACACUGAGCCUUUGAAUGUGCCUUUGUUCAGAGGGCAGGAGGAGGAUGAGGAGGGAGGAGGAGCGAAGACACUCUGUGGAAUAGAGUGUCAAAGCAGCCUACCACCUGUAGACCAGGAUGAGCAAGAGAGGAUUCUGGGAUACGAGACAAUGUAUGAGAACGGGACACGCACGCACACAGAUAUCAGUUUGUGGGGUUUCAACACGACGUCUGCAGGAGCACCGGCCCGCCCACCAGCUCGCACCCGCAGGAAACGACGGGUUUAUGGAGCAGAUGGACGCUUUGUGAUCUCUGACUCGCACUUCAUCACCAACUACCCUUUCUCCACCGCUGUUCGUCUCUCCUCAGGCUGCUCCGGAGUCCUGGUAUCCCACAAACAUGUGCUAACAGCAGCACGCUGCAUCCAUGAUGGGAAGGACUACCUAGAGAGUGCCAGGAGGCUGCGAGUAGGGGUGCUGCAGCUCAAGAGUAAGAGAAGAAGAGGGGGUAGAAGGAGAGGAGGGCAGCGGAUGGGUGGGAGGAGAGGAGAGGAUGAGGAGCAGGUGAUAGAGGAAGGUGAGGAGCAGAAUAGUAUAGAUGGAGAUGUGGGAAGAGGGAGAAAGGGAGGCAAAGGCAGGAGGCGCAGAGGAAGAAGAGAGGGUGAGGAGGGUGCAGCUGAUCAUGGGAAUAUGGGUGAGUCAGAGAGAAAAGGGAAACGAAGACGCCGUAUACGACGUAGCGAACCCAGGAAGCAGCCUGUCUUCCGUUGGACACGAGUCAAACAAACCCAAAUCCCCCAAGGAUGGAUCCAAACCAAGAGCUCCACCAACUCAGUGUCCCCUGACUACGACUACGCCCUCCUGGAGCUGAAACGACCCCUCAAGCAAAAGUACAUGGAGCUGGGAGUGGCGCCCUCCGCCUCCCUCCCAGCACGGAUCCACUUCUCAGGCUACGAUGCUGACAAAAGCCUGCUGGACGGGCGCGGAGACGAGAAGGUGGUUUAUCGGUUUUGUUCAGUGGCAAACGAGUCAGAGGAUUUGAUGUACCAGCACUGUGACGCACAGCCGGGCGCCACAGGCGCAGGCGUUUAUGUUCGUCUGAGACAGGAAGUGGGAGAGGAAGGCAGGAAAGGGAAGUGGCAGCGGAGGGUGAUUGGGGUGUUUUCAGGCCAUCGAUGGGUGGAGGCGGAUGGGGGCGAGCAGAGGGACUUUAAUGUUGCAGUGAGGAUUACUCCACCUAAAUACGCUCAGAUCUGUCACUGGAUCCAUGGAGAUCCACAUCUCUGCAAAGAGGUUUGACUGCAAAGAGAUGGACCUUGAAAAAGAUUCAGUUUCAGAGAGACUCAAACAUCUGGGUCUGUGUGUAUAACAAACAAACAAAAUCAUAGGAGUGGUCCUAAACUUUGACUUAUGUGUCGAUGUUUUAAUGUAAAGAGUAGGACUUAGAUGCUUUGUACAAAUAAGUCAAAAGUAACUAGUAGCAUAGUGUAAGGCUUCGUCCAGACUGCAGGCAAAAAUGUCCCAGUCUGAUUUAUUUUUUUCUGAUACGUGAAUCAUAUCUGGGUUUUUCAUUACAGUGUGAGUAGCACAAAUCAUAUGGAGUCUGAUCUUUCAACUCUGAUUUGGGCCACUUUCAUAUGUGGUUCAAAAUCAGAUACAGGUCUGAUUUUUGGCAAUGUGGCCUUGUUGUACACAGCCAUAUCGAAGUUCAGUUAUGUCACCUACAAAUGAGGCGCUUACAGAUGUAGUUAAAAGUACGCCUUAAUGGGUAAAAUCUUUUUCAGGAAAGCCAUUCACGUCAAGAUCCCACCACUCCUGGCUCCAGCAUGAGGUGAUGUUUUUGUAAAACAUGCUCCUGGAUCAACAUCCCACAUCGCCUUCCUGGACCAGCACGACAAACAAACACAGCUGUGCUUCUUUUAAAUUUCCUUUGUGCUUCUUCAGAGCUAAGCUAGUUUCCAAAAUGAAGUUAAUAAAGUUGAAGAAAAUCCUCAAUAUCGUUGAACAAAUACAUUAUGAGCUACUGUAGGGUUAGUGAGUUAGCUUUCUAACAAGUAAACUUGCCAAUAGGCUAGAAUAUUAUCAAGUUAGCUUGCUAACUAGGUAGGCUAUGCUAACAAUUAGGCUUGCCAAUAAGCUAGUAUAUCAGAGAAUUUGGUUUCUAACUGGUUGGCUAUGCUAACAGGUAAGCUUGUCAAUAGGCUAGAAUAUCAGCAAAUUAGCUUGCUAACUAGGUUGGCUAUGCUAAUAAGUAAGCUUGCCAAUAGGCUAGAACAUCAGCAAGUUAGUUUGCUAACUAAAUGGCCUAUAUAUGCUAACAAGUAAGCUUACCAAUAGGCUAAAAUGUUGGCGAGUUAGCUUGCUAACCAGGUAGGCUAUGCUAACAAGUAAACUUGCCAAUAGGCUAGAAUAUUAGCAAGUUAGUUUGCUAAGUAGGUAGUCUAUGCUAACAAGUAAGGUUGCCAAUGAGGCUAAGUUUAUUAACAUUAAGAAUAAGGAAAAUGUCAUUUUGCAGUUGAACUGUGAAGGACACAUUUCCCUCCUUCUUCAUAGCCUAUUCAAAACUUUUUUUUACAAGAUUGCAGUGCUUGUAUUGAUCCACGACCAUCACUGACAUGUUGACCCUGGAUAAUUUGGUUGUUGAUCGAGAACCAUCAUCAUCAUCAUCAUCAUCUUUAUCUUGCGUAAGUCGUUUGAUCCAGGACAUGUUGAUCCUGGAUUAUCCAUAAUCAGCAUGGUGGUGAUGAUGAUGGUCCUGGAUAAACCUAACCAAAUCGAUCCAGGAUCAACACAGGAGGGAAAAUGUGUUAAUCGCAGGAAUUUGCAACCGAAAAUGAUAUUAUCUACACUCUUUGAUAGUGAACAAUAUUCUAGCCUAUUGGCAAGCUUACUUGUCAGCAUAGCCUUCCUAGUUAGCACGAUAACUUGCUAACCCUUUAAUGAUACUAAGGAUUUUGUUCAUGGUAUUAACUUCCAGUUGGGAAACUGAAGAGACACAAAGGAAUUUUGAAAGAAGCCCAGGGGCAGCACGCUGAUGAUGACAGAGGGCUGUGAUUGGUUGAUUGCAGUGUUGGUCCAGGAACGUGAUGUGGGUAGUUGAUCCAGGAGCAUGUCCUACUUAGUAAAAUCACCUUGUGCCCUGGCUCCGAGACUGCAUCCACACACACACCUCAGCACAGAAGUAGCAGCCAUUUCUUCUCAAAAAAGCAAUCAUUAGAAAUUUGUCUCUCUUUCCUUGUUCAUCAUCUGCUCACAGAUUCACUUGCUUCCACUGCACACCAACAUAUAAUGAAACCCUAAAUGCUGACACGAGUGGCCUCCAUCUUUCUGCUGUGUGUGACAUCUGAGUUGCUUUUGUUUUGCACAUGCACGCCAGUUCAGGACUGUGACCAGUUCACACUGGAAUCAGAUACUGGGCAUGUUUAAAAUACAAUGUAAAUAGCAGAAUUGAGUGCAGACUGCAGUGUUGUCAAGGACUACAAUCAUGUCUUCCAAAAAUGCACUUCCUCCUGCCUCCAGAGGUUAUGAGUCACAGCUUUAAACACACCUUUGUAUGAUUAAAUCUGUUGUGUCCAACAUUAAAUAUGCUUCAACAUACUGCAAAAACAUAUAACGACAAUAUUAAUAUAUGCUGUCUGGGAUAUUUGAAAAAGAUUUAAGUCAUGCUCAUGAAAUGUUUGUAUGUGAAUCAAUAUGUUUGCUUCUUUUUCUUCCCAAAUGAAACAGCACAUCAUCACCAUUAUGUUAUGAAGUUUUUAAUGUUGUAAAUGAGUGUGGGUGUCAGGUCAGAUGUAUCUUUUAUUAAUUUAUCAUCAUGUAUUUCCAAAAUAUGGAAACAUGUAGCCACUGCUGGUCUCUCAUUACUAAUGUAGGAGGGCCCUGGAGCUGUCUGAAAUAAUAACUGAGACCGAGGAUGUGGGUUUUGUAUCAGCAUUAAGGGGACACGUAUGAAACACACAAGGGUUUGGGGUCCUGCCCCAGAAAAUUUUGAGUGCCAAACACCUAAUUUUAUGCAUUAUGUUGUUUUUUCUGCAUCACUUUUCACCUUUUCGGCAUCAUUUUAUGGUGGAAAUGUCUUUACUUUUGUAAAAAUAAAAGUCCUUUGCUA